Lottia gigantea (owl limpet) is the source of this 1176-nucleotide messenger RNA. RefSeq lists its product as hypothetical. Gene Ontology annotation, molecular function: G protein-coupled receptor activity. Gene Ontology annotation, biological process: G protein-coupled receptor signaling pathway. Gene Ontology annotation, cellular component: membrane. The record is from RefSeq and is a predicted model, not a curated record. The coding region runs from base 1 to 1176 and encodes 391 amino acids. Lineage: Eukaryota; Metazoa; Mollusca; Gastropoda; Lottiidae. The transcript has a single exon.
AUGACAUGUAAAAACAAUGUAUCAUGUAACUUAUCACUGAAUGUCUUUGAUACCAGCACACCGAAUACAUCAUCAUCUAUAUCCAUUCAUCAUCAUCUAUCUACCAUUGAAAUAGGUAUCAUACUAACUCUGGCAACAGGUACCACUAUACUAAAUCUUAUAGUACUAUUGGCAUCUAAGUUUGCGAGUGGUGGUGAAAGUCCCACGCUAGUGUUUGUGAGGAGUUUGUGUGUGGCUGAUGUUUUGUUAGGAGUGUACGGAGGAUUUAAAAUGAUUAUGUUUUUCAAUGUUGAUAUCUUGAUGAUGAAUUUCUUCCUACCUGAGAGUUUAUUUUUCACAGCUCUACUGGCCUCUGGAUUAUCCUUGUUAUCUCUCAAUAUAGACUGCAGUAUCAAACUAUCUCAGCCCUUUAAAUAUCUUAUGCACAUGGAUAAAAAGAACAUCAUAACUUUUAUGGUUUUAUUGUGGAAUUUUUCAUUCAUAAUUGGAUUUCUGCCACAAAUUGGUUGGAAUAACAUAGAUCAUGUGAAGUCAUUUUUUACAUUUUUCUCUUGGACGUUCUUUUUAUUCCAUGGGAUUCUUGUGUUUAUAUCCAUUGUGCUCAAUGUGAUUAUGAUUGUGUUUUUACGUACAAAAACUAAACAAAUCAACACCAAUCAGAACUUUAUGCGAGCAUCAACUCAUGAGUUUCAAAAAUAUCAUAGAUUAGUGGUGACGACUAUUAUCGAUACAAUAUUAUGGUUGUCAUGUACUAUACCGUUUUAUACUUAUCUUGGAUUAUUUUGUUCCGAGUGCCCAUUAGCUGACUCCAUUAACUCUGAUAAAAACAUAGUGUAUUUCAUACCAGUGUUUUUAGUGAAAUCUUUUAUAAGUGGCCUUGUUCAUGGUUAUAGAACUGCUCAAAUCAAAUCAGUGAUUCAAAACUUAUCACGCGGAGUAUCACGUUUGAUGAAAACCUCACACAGAGUUCGAACAAACGGCAUUCCUACUGUGUAUACUAAUAAUAGUCCUAUCAAUUCUGAUCAAUCUGAUGAUGCAAUGACUUACGAUGGUCCAAUUAGUCGUAUUGGUAGUACGAAUAGUAAUGAUAAUUUGAUAAGUGAUUCUAGAGCUACUUUAAAUACUGUUGUGUCUUCAGGUAUUCAGUCACAUCAAGUUGAAAUAACUGUAUUAUAA